This is a messenger RNA of Candidozyma pseudohaemuli, 2436 nucleotides long. RefSeq lists its product as uncharacterized. Gene Ontology annotation, cellular component: Swr1 complex. Bases 1 to 2436 code for a protein of 811 amino acids. Gene Ontology annotation, biological process: chromatin remodeling. The record is from RefSeq and is a predicted model, not a curated record. The transcript has a single exon. Gene Ontology annotation, molecular function: ATP-dependent H2AZ histone chaperone activity. Lineage: Eukaryota; Fungi; Ascomycota; Pichiomycetes; Serinales; Metschnikowiaceae.
AUGCCACCUCGUAUGAGACGCCGUAUCACUACGGCUAAACGAGAAGAAAUAGAGGCAGAGCAGAGGCUAUUGGACAAACAGAUCGUUCGUCCCUUCGAAACAGUUGAAGGUCUACCGAUAUCUUACAACAAACCACCACACGGUCAUUAUGAGGAUGUUUUGAAAAAUCCCCUCACUUUGAAGGAUUCUGCUGUGUUAUAUAACUCGCUUAUUAGAUCGAGAAACACGUACGUGUUCCAUGCGCCUAUGUUCAAACUAUAUUGGGUGAAACAAACCGCCUAUGCGAAGAAGUUGGCAGAAUUGGAGAAAGGACCACAACCUGCAAAAGAAAGAGAAACGAGGCGUCGAUUCGCCAAAGCCACUAGUAAUUCACUUGAGGCAAAAACCAGGACGCCCAUUUUAAGUGGGGACGUGAAUGCAAGAGAUGUCAUGUCCAAGUUGUCCGAGGCCACUUUGUCCUUGGGACCUCACUCAAUGGAGAUCCGUAUAUUUAUUGCUAAGGACGCCCGUUCUGAAAAAUCAAAGGCCCUUUCUGAAAUAUCCCAAGUAUCAGACGGCUCUGACUUACUUAUGAGAAAAGAAGCCCUAGGACCGCCUCCAGGACCCAUGCCUCAACCUAUAUAUGGUCAGCCGCCAAUGACUGCUCCACCUCCUCCCGGUCCUCUCCCGGGAGCUCCUCCUACUGCAGUACCAGCGCCCAUGCCCACUCCUCCAACGCAACCCAGUCGCACAGAUGAGCCUCCUGUGACAAGCGAGCCUCCCAAGAAGGAUGAUAAUACAGAGAAACAUGCCAAUGAUCAAAAUCUGAAACCAAAAGACACGGAGGAGGAAAAGAAGAACGUCGAGGAAGAAGCUAGUGAAAAGACUGACGAAACCAAAAACAACGUCAAAGAGAAGGGUUCUCCCCAGAAGCGGACAAAAGGACCGGCAAGGGGUAAAGCGAAGGCUGCAAAUGUCGAAGCGAAGCUGUCGAAAAAGGAUUCAAAGGAUGCAGAGACUAAAGAAAAGAACUCUGAGGAAGAAAAGAAUAAUGAAUCGAAAUCUUCAGAUGACAAUGAAGAUUCGAAGAAACUGCCUGAGAAGAGCACUCCUUCAACAAAUCAGAAACCGCCUCCUGCUUCAUCCACGUCAUCAGCCAGUCCUGCCCCCGCUCCCAACUCACAACCUAGUACUUCAACUCCUCCUUCCGGAGUUGCAACCGGUGGCUUCCCUCGUCCACCUCCACCUCGUGCCGUGGACAUGACGACAGUUGAUAAUGCAAUCAUGAUAUCCAAUCUUAACGCGAUUGCGAAGAUUGAACUUUCACUUAAUGAUCUUAUGAAAGUUGUUGCUAAGGGUACGGCAUCCGAGGAUCAAAUAAACUUGUUCAAGACAUACAUCGAGAAGGCGAAGCAAAUGGGACCACAACCACAUCAUGCUGAACUUUACUUGGUAAGAGGUUUACCACUUCCACCUAACUUUCCACGACCAUAUCCUCCCAAGCAAUAUGCUAUUCCACGCCCUCCCAAACCAAGAUUCAACAACCCGUUGAAGCUUACAGCCUUCCAGGAGAAAUAUUUACACAACGCCACACUCGUUUUUGAGUUUCUUGAGAAUCCAAACGUUAGAUACGUGAUCCCAAGGGAUUCCAUUUGCGAAAUUCUCCCACCUGCUAAUCCCAUCACGUUAGAGGAUGGCUCUGGUGUGAGGGAUGUGCUUAUAAGUAAUAUUUGGAUACACAACAUUGAAGAUGUUGAGAACUAUGAAAAGAAGCUUGCCGAGUAUAAUGAGGAGGUACGUGCUAAGGAGGAAGAGGAGAGAAAAAAGCGGGAAGAGGAAGAGAAGGCGCAGAAACAAGAAGACGAAGGUGAGAAGAAAGACGAUGAGUCUCAAACCACAGAGACAAUUAAGGAAGAACCAGAAGAAUUGCCCGCACGAUCAUCAAGGAGUGGAAGGAGCAAGAGGGCCCCUCCCCCAAGGAGGAAAAAGCCUUUGGAGAAGCCUGAAGAGCCACCGGUUCGCUUCACGACUUACUCGUUCACUCUACAUGGCAUUCCUGAAAAGUUUGUUCCAAUUGUGGUCAAUAGUAUGAGACCCAUGAAACUCGUGCAAGAAAAAAUGGAGAAGAUUCUCAAGAUUGGAACGCGUGUCAGCUCAUUUCAUCUUUGGUACCAGGUUGAUGCCAAGUUAGAUGAGGGAGUUGCAGAGGACUUGAGACAAAGUGUCAUUCUGGAAGAGAAAAAGAUGACUGGAGUGAUGCCCCAAAGCAUUGAGCGGGAGCAGCCAAAGAAACGUAAAAGGGAAUUCAAAAACCCAAGGCCCAAGAAGCCUAAGGAUGAGUCGCCCUCUGGUAUGCCACCCCCACAGUUCGCAGGUGGCAGUGUUCCUUCUUCUGUAUCUUCCACUGGCAUCUCAAACUCAGCGCCAAUACCGGCUGAGAAACCAUUUACAGCAUAA